AUGGCCGGCGAUUCCAGCUCUGGGGCAACAGCAGCCUUAUCCAAGCUUUCCCUCGACCAAUCGAAAACAAAACCCGCCGCUUCCAAGACAAAGAAGCCAGCGGUCGCCGACUCUUGGGAAGACGAAUCCUCCGAGGACGAAGGAGAAGGAGCAAGAAAAGAAGAGCCACAAGAAGAUAGAGGAGAUGAGAGGCCAAAACCACCCACCUACAACCCAUCAACCCCAGCCCAGUCCUCUGGCUUUGCCGCGCCCCCACCGACGCCCAGCACACCCUCAUACAAUGCAGACGCAUCAUGGAAGUCAAUGAUGGGAGGUGCAGGAGGAUCAUCGGGCCCCGGGUCUCCAGAAGACGGCCGGAAGCGGCCAGAAAAGACCGACGCCGUGGCCCGGCGCAUGAUUGCCAGUGCCCUGGGCGUCAAAGCCCCGCGGCUGACGGACGAGCAGCGGGCCUACGACCGGGCCCUGCGCGACAAGGAGCGCAAGCGCCGCGAGGCCGAGAAGGAGGAGGAGAAGAAGAGAAAGGAGGACGCGGAAAAGGCCAAGCUUGCCAUGUGGGAAGACUGA
This is a messenger RNA of Pestalotiopsis fici W106-1, 564 nucleotides long. RefSeq lists its product as uncharacterized. The transcript has a single exon. Bases 1 to 564 code for a protein of 187 amino acids. The record is from RefSeq and is a predicted model, not a curated record. Lineage: Eukaryota; Fungi; Ascomycota; Sordariomycetes; Amphisphaeriales; Sporocadaceae.